Messenger RNA from Paramuricea clavata, 214 nucleotides. NCBI's taxonomy places the organism in Eukaryota, Metazoa, Cnidaria, Anthozoa, Malacalcyonacea, Plexauridae. The record is from the annotation of a GenBank genome assembly.
AUGUUCAGUGAUCCUAUCGAGGUUGGCGAUCUCUUUAAUGAAUACUUCUCCUCUAUUGCAGACAACUUCGAUAUCAGUUUACUAAACAAUCCAAUUAAUACUCAUUUACCAAUUGCAACAAAUCAUAUUAAGUUUACAAUUCCACUGAUAACAAUCGAUGACAUACUAAAUCUUGCAGCCGAAUUGGAUCAGAACAAGUCAACCGGUCUUGAUG